AUGGAAAGGGAAAGUGGUUAUCAUGGAACUGAGGGUGAAGCCACUUAUGUUCCUGUUGAGGCUGAAGUAGAACAACCUAUGCAGGGUGGUAUGAGAAGAGAACAGGAGUGCUUAACUGGUAUGCAGAAAAUGGAAAUGGCUAUAAUAGACUUGGCAGAACAAGACAAACUAUUUAUGGCGAGUCAAAUGAUGAUACAAGAAAGGCUGGAAAGACAACAGAAAUGGAAGAAAGGCUCUGAGUAUGAGAGGUUUAUCAAGUUAACAUCCCCAGAAUUUUCAGGUACUACCAAACCAGAAGAAACAGAGGGGUGGGUAAGAAGAAUGGAAUCGAUAUUUGCAGUGAUGGGUGCAGCAGAAGACCAGAAGGUAAACUUAGCUACAUUUAUGUUCAAAAAUGAAGCUAGCUAUUGGUGGAACACGACAAAACAUUUGUUGCUCACUCCAGGAGAGAAAGAGGUGAUAUUCUGGAAUCCAUUUGUUAAAGCUUUUUAUGAGAAAUAUUUCCCUCCAAUUUACAGAAAAGAGAAGGAACGGGAGUUUAUUCUCCUAAAACAAGAUAGAAUGUCUGUGGUUGAUUAUGAAGUUAAGUUUAUAGCUUUAUCGAGGAUCGCACCCAAGUUUGUACAGAAUGAAGAAGAUAAAUGUACAAAAUUCCAGGAUGGUUUAGAGGCGGCUAUUAAGUCUAGAGUUUCAGUGUUUGAGGAAACAGAUUAUAACAGACUUGUGAAUAAAGCCAUGAUUGCCGAAAGGGAUGUGAAAGAAUUGCAAGAAAGAAGGGAACAAUACAAAAGAAAUAGAUCUGAGCCGUUACAGUCAAGAGGAGGUGAAGGAAUUGCAAGUCAGAAAAGUCAAAGGUCGCGGUAUGGAAGGGGAAGGGGUGGUGAAUCUCAAGGCCAGACAUCAAGUAUUGGAAGAGGUCAAGGGCUUUUCGAACAACAAUCUGUACAACAAGGUAGUUUUGGAGGACGUGGUACUGGCAGGGGGUGUUUUCAGUGCGGAAGGGAAGGUCACCAGAAGAAGGAUUGUCCUAUCUUGAAAGUAGAAGAGUGCUAUCAUUGCCAUCAGCCGGGUCAUCGGAAGAGAGAUUGUCCUAUGUUGACAGGAAUGACCUCAGUGGGCAGUGUUGCUGGUUCUGUUAGAGGUUUUGCACAGGGGAACUUGUCAAGAGGAGGUAAGGGUGUUACAAGUGGUUCGCAAGCCCAGGGAAGAGUGUUUGCUAUGACACUUCAGGAUGCUCAAGCAACACCAAAAGUGGUGACAGGUACACUUUCUAUUUUGGAUAGAAAUGUUAUUGUGCUUAUUGAUCCUGGCUCAACCCAUUCAUUUGUUGCAUCAUCUAUUGCUAUGCAUUUGGGUAGACCACUUUCAUCAUUAGAUAGUAAAUUGUUUAUUUCUACACCAAAGGGAUAA
Cornus florida is the source of this 1410-nucleotide messenger RNA. RefSeq lists its product as uncharacterized. The transcript has a single exon. The record is from RefSeq and is a predicted model, not a curated record. Gene Ontology annotation, molecular function: zinc ion binding; nucleic acid binding. Lineage: Eukaryota; Viridiplantae; Streptophyta; Magnoliopsida; Cornales; Cornaceae. The coding region runs from base 1 to 1410 and encodes 469 amino acids.